Artibeus jamaicensis (Jamaican fruit-eating bat) is the source of this 1386-nucleotide messenger RNA. It is a transcript of the gene TYMP, whose product is annotated as thymidine phosphorylase. Gene Ontology annotation, cellular component: cytosol. Gene Ontology annotation, biological process: pyrimidine nucleobase metabolic process; pyrimidine nucleoside metabolic process. The record is from RefSeq and is a predicted model, not a curated record. Gene Ontology annotation, molecular function: pentosyltransferase activity; 1,4-alpha-oligoglucan phosphorylase activity. Lineage: Eukaryota; Metazoa; Chordata; Mammalia; Chiroptera; Phyllostomidae.
AUGGCAACCCCAGGGACCUCAGAACCCCCAGCACCCACCCCAGCGGGUGAUCUCUCCGGGGAGGGCCCCAGAGCCGCCCCCCCUCCCGAUAUACCUCCAGAGCCCAAGCAGCUCCUGGAGCUGAUCUGCCUGAAGCGAGAUGGAGGCCACCUGAGUGGGGGAGACAUAAAGGGGGCCACGCUCAUGGGCACCCGACUGCAAGGCAUGGAUCUGGAGGAGACUGUGGCGCUGACCCAGGCCCUGGCCAACUCUGGGGGGAAGCCGGAGUGGCCAGAGACCUGGCGCCAGCAGCUCGUGGACAAACACUCCACAGGGGGAGUGGGCGACAAGGUCAGCCUGGUCCCGGCACCUGUCCGGGCUGCCUGUAGCUGCAAGGUUCCUGUGAUCAGCAGACAUGGUUUGGGGCACAUAGGGGGCACCUUGGGUAAACUAGAGUCUAUUCCUGGAUUCACUGUCAUCCAGAGCCCCAAACAGAUGCGAGGCCUGCUGGAGAGAGUGGGCUGCUGUGUUGUGGGGGGUCAGAGCAAGAAGCUGCUUCCUGCGGAUGGAGUCCUAUAUGAAGCCAGAGAUGUGACAGCAACUGCUGACAGCCUGCCCCUCGUCACAGCCUCCAUCCUCAGCAAAAAGGUGGUGCAGAGCCUGUCUGCUCUGGUGGGGGACGUGAGGUUCGGAGGGGCUGCCAUCUUCCCUGGCCGGACGGAGGCCCGGGAACUGGCAAGAGCACUGGUUGCUGUAGGGUCAGGCCUGGGGCUUCACGUUGCAGCGGCUCUGACAGCUAUGGACAACCCCCUGGGCCGUAGUGUAGGCCACACCCUGGAGGUGGAGGAGGCUCUGCUUUGCUUGGACGGCGCCUGGCCACCAGACCUGCGGGACCUGGUAACUAAGCUCGGGGGCGCCCUGCUCUGGCUUAGCGGAUGGGCGGAGGCCCAGGAGGAGCGUGCUGCCCUGGUGGUUGCGACGCUGCACCACGGCUCAGCCAGGGACCAUUUCGAGCGAAUGCUAGAGAUGUAGGGUGUGGACCCGGGCCUGGCCCGAGCUCAAUGUUCCGGAACCCCUGCGCAGCGCCGGCAGCUGCUACUCCGCGCCUGGAAGAAAGAGGAGCUACUCGCGCCCGUCUACGGCACUGUGGAAGUCAUCCGGGCCCUGCCGCUGGCACGAGUGGUGCACGAUGGAGCCGGGCGCAGCCGUGCCGGAGAGCCGCUUCGACUCGGGGUGGGCGCUGGGCGCCGAGCUGGGUCGGCUUGGGGAGUGCACCUGGAUAAUCCAGCGCUCAGCGGCUCGCAGCGCAGCGCCCACCAGGAGGCGCUCGUGCUCUCGGACCUCGAGCUCGGUGCCCCCUCGCCCUACGCUGAGCUCAUUUUGCCGCCGACUAAAGUGCAGGAAUAA